AUGCCUCUUCUCGACGUCAAGGCUGAAUCGCCAACGCCCAAGAGCGACGAGUCCACCCCAGCACCCUUGCCCGAUGUCAAACCCAAACCCACCGGGCCCCAGCUCAUCGGUCAUCUGCCUCGUGCAGAGGAGGAUGCCAUGCGUACUUUUACUGAAAUACAUGAGAAUCACUACCAGUAUGGUACUCUGGGGCGUUCGAGAGAAGCCUUGGAGAGUAUGACAUGCGACUGUCAGUUUGAACCUGGCGUAGAUAGACCCUCUGAUGCGUGCGGGCACGGCUCGGACUGCAUCAAUAGGCUCACACAAGUCGAAUGUCUGCCUGACGACUGUCGAUGUCGCUCUUUCUGCCAGAAUCAACGGUUUCAACGUCGAGAAUAUGCCAAUAUCAAUAUCGUGCAGACGGAGAAAAAAGGGUAUGGUCUUCGAGCUGCUGCUGAUUUGCACAGGGACGCCUUUAUCUAUGAAUACGUCGGCGAUGUCGUCAGCCAUCCUUCAUUCGUGAAGCGCAUGCGCGAAUACGGCGAGCAGGGAAUUCGGCACUUUUACUUCAUGAUGUUGCAAAAAGAUGAGUUCAUCGACGCAACGAAAAGGGGGGGAAUGGGUCGAUUUGCGAAUCAUAGCUGUAAUCCAAACUGCUACGUCGCUAAAUGGACGAUUGGGAACCAUGUGCGCAUGGGCAUCUUUGCGAAUCGGAAUAUUGUGAAGGAUGAAGAACUCACGUUUAACUAUAAUGUCGAUCGAUAUGGGCACGAAGCACAACCUUGUUAUUGCGGGGAAGCGAAGUGUGUGGGGUUUAUUGGUGGGAAGACUCAGACUGAUAUUGCUGCGAUGGAUGAUCUCUAUCUUGAUGCCCUUGGCAUAACGGAUGAGGUCGAGAAGCUCGGACUAAAGGGUAGUAAGAAGAAGAAGGGCAAGAAACUCGAUGAGGACUAUAUGCCCAUACUCAAGCCUCUCUUGGAGAAAGACAUACCCAAAGUCAUCCAAGCUGUUCGGCAGACUCAGAGUAGGAAGGUCCUGUUCAAGCUCCUGACGCGCAUAAAGAUAACGGAAGAUCAGGCUGCGUUACGACAGAUAAUGCGUUUGCGUGGGUUCAGUCUUAUGACCAACAUUUUGGAAGAUUACACCCGCGAUGUGGAGAUAACUACUGUCGCAUUGGAAAGCAUGGAGAAAUGGCCUUUGAUUCAGCGAAAUAAAGUCGAUGACUCGAAGAUCAAAGUGCCUGUGCAGCUAUGUUCCGAAUCAGACAACGAGGCCGUCAAGGCCCUCGCUCAGAAACUAUUGGAUCAUUGGGAGACACUCGAGUAUGCAUACAGGAUACCGAAGAGACUCAAAGCUAACGGCGAAGAAGAAGUAUCAGAAGACCAUUCUGUUAUUGUUAUCGAGAACGAAGAGGACAGCUCGCGGCCUUCCAAGAAGACGAGAUGGGACGAUUUCGAGGAACAGCCCAAGUUGGCACUCAAGCCGCUGGGGUUCCGGGGCGCAUCGAAACCAGUGUCUUCAUUGGGUGAGGCACAUGCACACUUGAUGCAUUUUAGCACGAUGCCGCGCAAGCCAUCCGCUCCAGGCCGUCAGGAAAUAGCGGCCAUCAUCGCUGCAGCCACUGCCGCAGCGGCGGCGGCAGCAGUGGUCCCCCCACCUCCUCCUGUCGUGGAGGAGAGUAGUACUACGCGCAAGAAAUCGUCGUCGUUUAGGUCGCAUAAAAAACAGCAGAGCAAGGAGGAGAAGGAGGCUAAUAAGGAGAAGCGUCUUGUUAAACUUGUGGGCGCUAUUGUGGUGAAAUGUAUGUCUAAGCAUUCGAAGAAGAUGGACCAUGAACAGUUUAAGAAGCAUGCGAAAGAACUAACUCAUAUCAUUGCCGAGAAAGAAAAGAAGUCGUCGAGCUACAAGGACGGAAAGCUCGAUGCGCUGUCAGAUGAGAAAGUUACCAAAAUCAAGAAAUUCUCCAAAGAAUAUAUUGCCAAAGUUCUGCGGAAACUAGAAAAGACAAAACGCAAGCCGUCUUCGUCGUCUGGCACUCACGACAAACGCAGGGAUUCUUCGAUGACACUGCGGUCUCCGCAGCCAGAUGGCGAUGAUGGCGAUGGAGAUAUGGCGAUGACAGUCGAACAGGCGAUGGAUAUGGAUGGAGAUUCGGCAAGUGAGGAUGGCGAUGCGAAUAUGGACGGUGAUGACGACGAUGAUGGGGACCGUACGCGGGUGGAGGGGCUGGGGGAGCAUGAACUACCUCCAGAAUCGGCCACGCCCUCCGAUACGCCUCAUGUAGCUGACCCCCGCCUUCGACAUCGCGAUGAAGAAUCAGGAUGGGAUCCACACGAUGGGACAGUCAAUGGUACUUUGGCGUGAAUAUUUAUUAUCAUUCCCGAAUGCUUUGUAUCUAUACAUAUUAUUCGGUCAGGAAGUGAUGUAGUAGUGUGUUUUCCUGUUAGAGGUUCAGUAUGUGGAGGAUAGGUGAUGUUGCGAUUGGUGUGUGAAGAGGGUGCUAUGAACAUGGUAAUAUGGCAGUACUGUACAUUGAUGGAAACAACAUGAUAUUGGAUAUAUAUAUAGUGGCAGGCUUCUAGCAUAUGUGUGCGAAUUUUGCGUGCGAUAGAUGUUAAGAUAAAAAGUCGAUGGGAUCUGGGUCACUGUCAUAGUCGUGUUGCCGAAGAACGCUGCUAGCUUUGAUACGUUGUAGAACGUCUUUUGGAGGACCUUUACGAAUUGCCUUUGGCUUGGAGAC
Molecule: messenger RNA, 2719 nt
Organism: Serpula lacrymans var. lacrymans S7.9
Lineage: Eukaryota; Fungi; Basidiomycota; Agaricomycetes; Boletales; Serpulaceae
Exons: 13
Coding region: 1-2343 (780 amino acids)
Biological process (GO): regulation of DNA-templated transcription
Cellular component (GO): nucleus; chromosome; chromatin
Molecular function (GO): histone H3K36 methyltransferase activity; protein binding
Source: RefSeq, a predicted model, not a curated record